CCUUGAGUUUGUUGCAUCCAUCUCUCAGAUUUUUGACUUGUCAAUACAAUCGAGGCCAAAAGUCACCAAAAUAGAACAAUUAUUCCAGUCGUGUGACCUUACCGGUCAAUCAAAGGGCUGGAGGACCUGCCUUUAACCAUGACCAUCCUCCAGUCGAUGGUUUUCGUCACCUUCACGCUUCUCUUCGCCUCUGGAACACCAGCCAGCAAUGAAUCUGCUGAACAAUCAAUUGUGAAGUGUCCACCGAUCGAACUCUUUCUGGACAACACCUUGCAGAUGCAGAUUCGGUUCGCCAACGAGGGUGUCCUGGACCGAGCUGUCUUUUCCUGCUUGCCUGGUUAUCACUUGUCAGGACAGCAGGAGGCUACCUGCCAAUUCGGACGCUGGAAUCUUGAAGAUUUUCCUUCAUGCGUAUCAUAUUGUCGUCAACCACAAGACAUAGAGAAUGGGGGCUUAGACAUUGGUCAAGCUCCAGUUAAGGGUUUAGGCUACCCUAAUGGCACUGUAGCAACAUACUCUUGUGCGCCUGGCUACCAAUUGGAACCAAGUGGUGCCUCUGGCAAAAAGGUUUGCCUAAACGAAAUCUGGACCGGACAGUCUGUUACUUGUGUUAAAAAAGAUGGCUGUGUGCUGGAAGGCACCCUUGUGGACGGCUACACGAUCGUCGAAAAUGAGAGUCUACACAAGGUGCGUUACGGCUGCAAAAGCGGCUACCACCUUGUCGGGCCCCAAGAGAGGAAAUGUCUCGGCGGAAUGUGGAUUCCGCCCUACAUGCCCCAAUGCGCCAAGAAGUCCUUUCAGGGGAUAAUCACAACAGACGACGAUGGGUCUGAAGAAACCGUGGAGACAGGUCGCUCCUGCGCCUCAGCUCCCAUUGUCCAAGGGGCAACUCUGGUGUGGGUGCGAGGACCGCUGACAACCAACGGGGUCACCGAAGGUACUGAGCUUGAGUUUCAGUGCAACGAGGGCCUGAGGGACUCGGAAGCUCCCUGCGAGCCCAGCAAAGUUCGUUGUAUCAAUGGAAAAUGGCAUGGAAGGCUCCCGAAAUGCGUGGAAUUCGCUGGCUGUUUGCCGUUGCCAAACAUUCCCCACAGCGCCGUCUACGGUUUGGCCACCACUGGUCAGUACAGGGUGGGCGCCAGGGUGGCCUACACGUGUCAGCCCGGCUAUCGAUUGAGCGGCAACCCCGUUUUUUCGUGCGAAUCGACAGGUUGCUGGGAACCUGCAAUGCUUCCCGACUGCACCCACGAGGACGAUCCGUACUACAUGUGUGGUCUGACGUGCGGCUGGGAAAAAUACGCUUUGAAUCCCGGCAUGGCGUUGCUGGCCUCCCUGGGCACCGCGCUGGCCGUCAUGGCCGUGCUGAUGGCCGUCUGUUUGGCCGUCGUGUGUCGCCGUCGCCGCAGCAGCAGAAGCGGCCGCUCCACCUCUGGCGGACGGCAACGCUCGGCCCGCCUGCACCACUGGCCUGACGAAAGCCCCGACGCCGCCCCGCAGCCACCCCCGACCCUGAUGCCUCCGGAUCCAGACAGGGUGGCGCUCAUUGCUUUUGCUGAUGGUUUACAAGUUGGUCAGUCUGUGCUGCCGAGUUACGAAGAAGCAACGCGUGACCGUGCUGGAGGUGGCCUGGCCUCCGGGGGCGGCGUUUUCUUCAACGCGCUGCACCGCGGUCGAAACGGGCCGCAGUGGACGGCCCUGUCUUCAGGCAGCGGCCGUCGCGGCCGCAGGCACCAACACGACCGGGACCAGGACACUUUGUCGCAUCAUUCCUUGCACGGCGGUCUCUGCACCAGGCAGUCAUCCAGCACAAGUCACUCGGCAAGUCUGCGCUCGUACGCCGUGGACUUGACGGGUUCGACUGACACGAUGGCUGCGACCAGCGAAGGAUCGACGACGGUCACUCUGGACACCGUGAGUUCGCACGGCGCUUCGUCGCUGGCGUCGGGGAGCGCCUCGUGCAGGGCCAUUUGCGGCAGCCUCGCCUCCUUCGACACCAGCUCCAUCCUCAAUACCGAUGGAGUGCCUCUUUUGGAAGAGAGCGAACUGGAGGCAGCCAUCGAUCGGCCAGACGAAGCGGCCACCGAGGAGGCGGCCAGCAGCGAGCCAAAACAGGGUACUUGCUAGUGCCAGCAUCUCAAGACUUACCUUUUAGUUUUUAACCCACCUCACUCUUAUUAAAAGUAAUGUGGAUGUACAUUAACAUAGGCGUAUACAAAUGAGAGAAUAAUUAUCAAUAAUUAGCGGGAAGAUGUCUCAGUACAAAUAUAAUUGAAGCAAUGAACGAUGGGCUCUCUUAAAUAGUUUGCAUUACUAAAUGUACACCCAGUCGCAUGAUUGUCCAGGAGAUGCACAGGCGCGCGAUUGAAUUGUAAGCACUCGUCCGGAUUUACGGCCAAUUAGAGGCGCUUUACGAGACACUUUAGUCUGCGUCCAUGGUAGCCUCUCUCUUUAUCUCAUUAAAUCCACCGUAAAUUUGAACGAUUACAUAAAUCUCCCGACAAAUAACGUCGUCGUCGUCGUUGUGUAGAUGCGUGUGAGCAGUGUGUAAAUAUCAAAAGAUGUGUUUAGCAGGCAUGUCGUCGGCGGAAAUAAAAAAAAAGAUUCGAAAGUACUAAGCGACUCUCGAAAACACUCAUUCCUCAGAUCGCAUAUCUC
This is a messenger RNA of Neocloeon triangulifer, 2655 nucleotides long. RefSeq lists its product as uncharacterized. The transcript is spliced from 10 exons. The record is from RefSeq and is a predicted model, not a curated record. Lineage: Eukaryota; Metazoa; Arthropoda; Insecta; Ephemeroptera; Baetidae. The coding region runs from base 139 to 2124 and encodes 661 amino acids.